This is a messenger RNA of Phaedon cochleariae (mustard beetle), 1643 nucleotides long. The record is from the annotation of a GenBank genome assembly. NCBI's taxonomy places the organism in Eukaryota, Metazoa, Arthropoda, Insecta, Coleoptera, Chrysomelidae.
AUGAAAGUGGAUCGUGUUUUUCUGUGAUAGACGCGAAAAUGUGCAAGACCAGCGAACCGCGGGAUUUGGAAACUCUCAUGGGUUAUUUAGGUGACUUUGGGAAGUAUCAAGCAUGGCAAUUUUUCUUACACAUACUCUCAGCCGUCUGCGCAGGUCUGAAUAUGAUGACCCUCGUUACAGUUGCAGCUGUUCCAGAAUACAGGUGCGAGAUACCUGGUAUCGAUCUGAACAGGACCUACACUGCACUGAACGAUACGAUGUUGGCCAGACAUCUGCCAAAAUUGGCUUCCGGAAAAUUUGACAGCUGCUCGUUACUUAACCUCACAACGAACGUUCCCUAUAAAUGCGAAUCAUACGUAUACGAUCACACUCAUUAUGGCAAUACCAGAGCUACAGAAUGGGAAUUUAUCUGUGAUAGAAGGUGGAUGGGAGCCGUUGCCCAAUCUGUCUACAUGUUCGGGGUGUUCACCGGGGCAGUGGUUCUAGGCAAUAUGGCCGACAAAGUAGGAAGAAAGCCAGUCUUCUGUUGGUCGGCAGUCCUUCAGCUGAUAUUCGGUGUCGCUGUUGCCUUCACACCCGAAUACUUCUCCUUUUUAGUAUUACGUUUUUUGUACGGCAUUUUUGGAUCGGCUGGUAGUUAUAUACCAGGUUUUGUAUUGACUAUGGAAUUGGUGGGGCCCAGUAAGAGAUCCAUGUGCGGCAUUUCGUUCCAAGCGGCUUUUGCUUUCGGAAUAAUGCUCGUAGCUGGUUGGGGGGCUUUUAUCAAAGACAGGCAACUCCUUCAAAUCAUCUACGGAUGUCACGCCAUUGUGCUGCUGGGUCAUUUCUGGCUCAUGGACGAAUCUCCUAGAUGGCUGUGGAGCAACGGCAGAGUCAAAGAAUCCGUCGACAUUGUCCAAAAGGCGCUCAAAAUGAAUGGCAAAUCCGUCAACUUGGACACGGCUGAGUUUGUGAGCCGGGGAGCUUCGGAGGUGAGGACCAAAGAGGAGGCGGGCGGCAUCGGGGACCUCUUCAGGACGCCGAACUUGCGGAAGAAGACCCUCAACGUGAUGCUGUGCUGGUUCGCCAACUCCUUGGUGUACUACGGUUUGUCUCUGAGCACAGGGAACCUCAAAGGGGACCCGUUCGUGGUACUGUUCGUGAUGGGUCUGGUGGAGAUACCGAGCUACGUGGCCACAGUCUAUCUGAUGGACAGGUGGGGCCGGCGACCUCUCACCUCCUUCGAGAUGAUCCUCGGCGGCAUCUGCUGCAUAGUAGCUGCCAACCUGUCCCAGGGCGCCGCCUCCACCGCCUUCGUCUUUGCCGGCAAAUUCCUCAUAGCCAGCAGCUUCGCCAUCACCUACAACUACUCGGCAGAGCUGUUCCCCACGGUGAUACGCAGCUUCGCGAUGGGCCUGGGGGCCAUGUGCGCCAGGACUUCGGGGGCACUGACCCCCUUGAUCACCCUGCUGGACUCCUUCGAUCCCAAGAUGCCGGCUAUAAUUUUCGCGGUUAUAUCUGUUAUCUCGGGGGUGUUUGUGAUGUUUUUGCCUGAGACGUUGAACAAACCGAUGCCUCAGACUAUUGAGGAGGGGGGAGCGGUUUGGGAAGGGAGAUACGUUGUUCAAUUCCUGGUGCGGCAAAGGAGGGGAAAAGGAGGAUAA